AUGAGGAAUGAGUCCGGGUGGAGUGAACUUGUGGGGUUUACGGAAAAACGGCUUCGAAACCUUCUUGCACUCGCAGGUGUAGAAGGCAAAUGUCUGGGCCUGUUCCCACCUCCCGGCGAGGUGCAGAAAGCGGUGAAUACGGCCCGUGUGUACCGGCGCUGGGGGGAGCUCCUGCAGGGAAGCGCUGUAGCUGGGCAGGAAGAGCUCGACUGGACCGCCAAAGAGCGCCGAAACGGCCUGCAAAGCAUUGAGUGGGACCUCGGGAACCUGGAAGAAAUGCUGCUGCUCUCCACUCAGCAGCUGACCCUGGACCACUAGGAUCAACAGCUGGAAAUGGUGUUUGGGAGCAUCCAGGUUCUGAAACACAUGUUGGGUCAUGUUGGGGAGGAGAGCCAUGGUAUUGGUGACAUACUGGAUACCUUUACUCAUGAACUAGACCAAGAGUCUCAGAUGGAUUGGGUUCUCAGAAAGAUGGCUAGUGUCCCACACGAUGAGUGGUGA
Peromyscus eremicus (cactus mouse) is the source of this 501-nucleotide messenger RNA. It is a transcript of the gene Stx10, whose product is annotated as syntaxin 10. Gene Ontology annotation, cellular component: membrane. The record is from RefSeq and is a predicted model, not a curated record. NCBI's taxonomy places the organism in Eukaryota, Metazoa, Chordata, Mammalia, Rodentia, Cricetidae. Gene Ontology annotation, biological process: Golgi vesicle transport.